Molecule: messenger RNA, 1119 nt
Organism: Kogia breviceps (pygmy sperm whale)
Lineage: Eukaryota; Metazoa; Chordata; Mammalia; Artiodactyla; Physeteridae
Gene: ISX
Product: intestine specific homeobox
Biological process (GO): regulation of transcription by RNA polymerase II
Molecular function (GO): DNA-binding transcription factor activity, RNA polymerase II-specific; RNA polymerase II transcription regulatory region sequence-specific DNA binding
Source: RefSeq, a predicted model, not a curated record
AUGGUCGGACCAGAGACGCCAGGGGAGAUUCGGACACCAGUGCUCGGCGCAGCCCCGUCACAGAGAGCCAGCCUGGAAGAGCUCUUUGCUGCCGCGUUCCCCACUGUCCGUGACCUCGGGGUGCCCGGCCUACGCUGGAUCGUGAAGGGGACCACCCCGGAGAAGACUCGCUGUGGUAGCGCCGAACCCGGUUUGGCAAUGCUGUCCGCGGAGGGCGCCAAGGCGGGCCCGGCUCUCCAUGGGGGGAUGGAGAGGAAGAGCUCGGGAUGCUGUGAGGCCCCAAAGAAGCGGGGCCUGUCCUUCUCCAUCGAGGAGAUCUUAAAGAGGCCGGCUGAGAGGAGUGAUGCAGUCAGGCCGGAAGGGGCAGGUGGACAGGGCACCGGGCAAGCAGCAGCCGCAGACUCCGGGCCGAAGAGACCCCCGCAGGACCAGCCCCCGGAGGAGAGGAAGGGCAAGCGGAGGAUCCGAACCAUCUUCACCACAGAGCAGCUGCAUGAGCUGGAGAAGAUCUUCCACUUCACCCACUACCCUGAUGCCCACGUCCGCAACCAGCUGGCAGCCAGGAUCAACCUCCCAGAAGCUCGGGUACAGAUCUGGUUCCAGAAUCAGCGAGCCAAGUGGCGGAAGCAGAAGACCAGCAGCCUUGAGGCUUCUCCACAGCCGAGCGAGGCCGACUUGGCCCCGCCCACAAACCCGGACGUGGUCGGCCCCAUGCUGCAGCCCCCUGCAGGGCCCAGGCUGGCUCCUCCCACAGGUUGCUAUCCACCGGCUCAAGGUCAGCUGGCCUCUGCCUGGCUCCCCACCCGGAUUGCCCUCCUCCCAUGCCACCCAUGGGAGACACAGCCUCUCCCAGACCCUCUCAUCAUCCAGCCGACCUGCAUCCCUGCACUUUGCUUUUUUGCACCUCCGCACCCCAAAUGGGGCAACAUCUGUGCUACUUCCACACAGGGACCAGACAUCCUCUCCUUAGUGGAGCUGCUCUCUUCUCCAGGCUUUCAACAGCCGGCCUCCAUUCUCAGAGCUCUCAUCCCUGAGACGUGCCAACAAGCAGUGCCCCGGACGGGCACUGAUGGGCAGGAGAAUGUGGUCAUGCCCUUGGCGGCCACCAGGAAGCUUUGA